Messenger RNA from Centropristis striata (black sea bass), 2526 nucleotides. It is a transcript of the gene osbpl7, whose product is annotated as oxysterol binding protein-like 7. The transcript has 21 exons. The record is from RefSeq and is a predicted model, not a curated record. Bases 1 to 2526 code for a protein of 841 amino acids. Lineage: Eukaryota; Metazoa; Chordata; Actinopteri; Perciformes; Serranidae. Gene Ontology annotation, cellular component: perinuclear endoplasmic reticulum; cytosol; intracellular membrane-bounded organelle. Gene Ontology annotation, molecular function: cholesterol binding.
AUGGAUGCACAUUCACUCAACCGCAGCCAAUCGCUGGCGAGCGGUUUGGAGAAGUCUUCACCCACGUGGAAGCUUUCCCGGAGCAGCAGCACGCUGUCGUCACGCCACUCAAGACAGAUUAUCAAAGACUGGGAGGUGAUUGACGACCUUCAGGUAGAGAUGCAGGCAGGAGGCGACAACCCUCCCGACAUGACCACCCCAGGGAUCUGUGAGGGAUAUCUGCUCAAGAGGAGGAAGUGGCCUCUGAAAGGCUGGCACAAGCGGUACUUUGUCCUGGAAGCAGGAAUGUUGCGUUACUCCAAACAUCAACAUGAUGUCUCCAGAGGACGAGUGCAGGGCUCUUUGGAUGUGAGCCUCGCAGUGAUGUCCAUAAACAAGAAGUCAAACCGGAUCGACCUGGACGCAGGAGACAUCCUCUAUCACAUGAAGGCAAAGAGUCAUGAACUCUUCUACAUCUGGGUGACUAAGCUACAAGCCCACCGGCUGUACAAGAAGAACGAGGCGGCUCAUAUUCAGGGCGGCUUCCUGCAGACUUUGUCUCAGGCUCAGAGGAACGGAGAUUUGAGCUCUGCAGGCGUCGUGGAUCCAGCUGCAGCUCCUGCAGGGCUGCUGCCCUCAGCCAACACGGGCGUCAACAGCAAAGUGUCAGCCUGGCUGCAGCAGAGUCACGACCCAGAGACCUGCGUCCAAGAGCUGAACCGCUGCCACGUGGACCUCUCUGAGCUGAACCGUCUGAUCCAGAGGCUGCAGCUGCUGGAGUCAGGCCAGGCCAUCACUAACGGAGACCUGAAGCGCAUCAUCAGCAUACAGAAUCUGUCGCUUGAGAAGCCGAAGAAGUCGAGGUCGGGGAAGAUGUGGGGUCACUCUCGCACAUUAUCCAGAGUGGAGGCGCUGGGAAUGCUGUCGUCCAGUCACCUGGGCAGCUCGCCUCAACUUGGAGCCUCCGUCCCCUCCAUCCCCGACUACGUCUACACCCAGCUGUCCCCUCCUACUGCCACAUCACCCGAGGGCAGGAAGAUCCAGCAGGACAUCUGCGCCAUGUCGCUACGAGUGCUUGCAUCCCUGAAGACAGUGCAUGAAACUCUGUCCCAGGAGAGGCAGAAGCUGCAGGAAGUCUGGGAAACUAACAACAUCCAGCCGGCAGCAGUGAGGCGUUCAUCCAACGAGGCUUCUUCUUUGGCAGACUCGGCAGCUGAGUAUUUUGAUGCCAGCGACGACAUCCUUUUUGGUAGCUCCUCUGAGGUGUCUGACGAGUCGGGGCUGAGUGACGGCAGCACCACCAACUCUGAGCCGGAGGAGGGACACGCAUCAGCCACUCGGAAGUACCGUGCGAGCAUUUCCAGGAGUCCCAGCUGCGUCGUUCCCAAGAGCACGGGCCGGAGAACCACGCUGCCCGCUCACUGUCCCGACAACAGCCACGUGGGCCUCAUGGCCAUCCUCUACAACAACAUCGGUAAAGACUUGGCUCGUGUGUCCAUGCCCGCUCCGCUCAACGAGCCUGUGAACCUGCUGCAGAGGCUGUGUGAGGAGCUGGAGUACAGCGAGCUGCUGGAUACGGCCUGCAACACUCCAGACCCCUACCAGAGGAUGGUUUACAUUGCUGCCUUCGCUAUCUCCGGUUACUCCACUGCGACCUUCAGGAGCCACUACAAGCCCUUCAACCCGGUGCUGGGGGAGACGUACGAGUGCAUCAGAGAGGACCGCGGCUUCCGCCUCAUCAGUGAGCAGGUCUGCCACCAUCCCCCCAUCUCUGCCUGCCAUGCAGAGUCAGACAACUUCUCCUUUUGGCAAGACCAGCGAUGGAAAAAUAAAUUCUGGGGGAAGUCACUGGAGAUUCUGCCAACAGGGAUGGUGAACGUCACUCUUCAGAAGUAUGGAGACCAUUAUGAGUGGAACAAAGUGGUGACUUGCAUCCACAACGUCCUCAGCCAGCAGCGCUACCUGGAGCAUUACGGCGAGGUCACCAUCCGCAACCUGAAGAGCAACGCCUGCACCUGCAAGAUCACCUUCGUCAAGUCUCGUUACUGGGGUUCAGACACCAACAAGAACGAGGUGCAGGGCACCGUGCUGGACCAGAGCGGGAGUGUCAUCCACCGGUUCGGAGGUCUGUGGCAUGAAGGCAUCUUCUGCGACACUCUGCCCACUCCCAAAUGUGUCUGGAAGCCAAAUCCCCAGCCAAAGGAUUACCUGCUGUACUAUGGGUUCUCCACCUUCGCCAUGGAGCUGAAUGAACUCACCCCGGACCUGGAGCCUCUGCUGCCUCCCACAGACAGCCGCCUGCGCCCCGACCAAAGGAUGCUGGAGGACGGGAAAGUGGAUGAAGCGGACGUAAAGAAAGAUGAAAUCGAGGACUUUCAGAGGGAGCGGAGAAAAGAGCUCAGCAAAAAAGGGGAAGAACACGUUCCACGUUUUUUCAAGAAAGCCAAAGACACCUGUGGACGGGACGUCUGGCUGACAAACGGGACGUACUGGAAGCUCAGAGAGAAUCCAGGUUUUGCUAAUAUGGAGAACAUAACUCUGUGGUGA